Molecule: messenger RNA, 1343 nt
Organism: Loxodonta africana (African savanna elephant)
Lineage: Eukaryota; Metazoa; Chordata; Mammalia; Proboscidea; Elephantidae
Product: olfactory receptor 6C76-like
Exons: 1
Coding region: 294-1235 (313 amino acids)
Biological process (GO): G protein-coupled receptor signaling pathway
Cellular component (GO): membrane
Molecular function (GO): G protein-coupled receptor activity; olfactory receptor activity
Source: RefSeq, a predicted model, not a curated record
CUUGUGGGGCAGUUCUAAUCUGUUCUAUAGGGUUGCUAUGAGUCUGAAUCCACUCAAUAGCAGUGAGUUUCAUUUUUUAAUUUGUUUUGGAGAAGGGGAUGAGAUAAGCAGGAUCAAUCCUGGGUUCUGACUGCUAUGUGAAUGGUUAUAAUCAUGGAAGCAAAAGAACAUGUGAAUUUCAAUUGAGUUACUUUACUUUUCCUAUCACUUUAAUUUAUACUUAGUAAUGAUUUUUUAAAUUUAGAAGUAACUUUUUUUUUCCAGCUUUCAUGGAAUUCUGAAGACAUUUAACCAUGAGAAACCAUCCAAUGGUGACAACAUUUAUUGUUGUUGGACUAACUGAUGACCCAAACUGGCAAAUUGUAAUUUUCCUUUUUCUAUUUCUAACAUAUUUAUUGAGUGUCACUGGAAAUUUGGCAAUUAUCCUGCUCACUCUACUGAAUUCCCAACUCAGAACACUCAAGUAUUGCUUUCUUAGGCAUUUUUCACUUUUAGAAAUGUCAUUCACAUCUGUGCGUAUCCCUAGGUACCUGGUCAGCAUUGUGACUACGGAUAAUAUGAUUUCCUAUGGUUCUUGUGUAACACAAUUGCUUUUUGUCAUCUUCUUCGGUGCAUCAGAGUUCUUCCUGUUGACUGCCAUGUGCUAUGACUGCUAUGUGGCCAUCUGCAAACCCCUUCACUAUGCAACGGUUGUGAACAACAGAGUCUGUGCCCAGCUGGUUGUUACCUCUUGGUUAGCUGGGUUGUUAACCAUCUCUCCUGGACUUAUCGUGUGCUUGGGGUUGGAAUUCUGUGAUACUAAUAUUAUUAACCACUUUGGCUGUGACUAUUCUCCUGUUCUGAAACUCUCCUGCACAGACACGUGUUCCAUAGAAUUGUUAGGUUUUAUUUCAGCCAUUGUCAUACUGCUGAUAACACUUGCACUGGUGAUGUUCUCCUGUGCAUAUAUUCUGAGAAAAAUUCUGAGGAUCCCUUCUGCACAGCAAAGGAAGAAUGCUUUUUCCACCUGUUCCUCCCACAUGAUUGUUGUCUCUAUCACUUAUGGCAGCUGCAUUUUUAGGUAUAUUAAACCUUCUGCAGAGGAAAGUGUCGCUUUAAACAAGGGGGUAGCCGUGCUCAACACUUCAAUUGCACCUGUCUUAAAUCCUUUUAUAUAUCCCCUAAGAAAUAAGCAAGUAAAACAAGCCCUGAAGGUUAUAGUUCAAAAAUGUAUCAUUACCUUAAAAAAACUUUAGCUUUUCAGAAUACAAACCAUUACUAAAAACGCCAAAGAAACGAGAUAACUGGGAGCUCCUAAAAAUCAAACACCUGUGCUCAUCCAAAGCCUUCACAAAAAGAAUAAA